AUGUGGCAGUGCUGCUUUUUGGUGAUCAUGGGCGCGGUGGUCGUGAGCGCGCAGUUCCCCAGAGAGUGUGUGACACCCGAGGGACUCCGGAGCGGACAGUGCUGUCCGUCUCCCUCCGGACUCAACGACGACCCCUGUGGCUCGAGCACGGGCCGCGGACAGUGCGUGUCCAUCACGGUGGACGCGCGGCCGCACGGGCCUCAGUACCCCCACGACGGACGGGACGAUCGGGAGAGAUGGCCCAUCCGGUUCUUCAACCGUACCUGUCAGUGUAGCGGGAACUUUAGCGGGUACAACUGCGGCCGCUGCCGACACGGAUGGACGGGGGCCAACUGUGACCAGCGGGUUUCCGUUGUAAGGAGAAACGUGAUGCAGCUCAGCGCGGACGAGAAGCGGGCGUUCGUGAGCGCGCUGGACCAGGCCAAGCGCACGGUGCACCCGGACCUGGUGAUCGCCACGCGGCGCUACCCGGAGAUCUUCGGGCCGGACGGCAACACCAUGCAGUUUGAGAACAUCACCGUCUACAAUUACUUCGUGUGGUCCCACUACUACUCCGUCGGCAAGACGUUCCUGGGCGCGGGGCAGGCCAGUUUCGGGGGAGUGGACUUUUCCCACGAGGGGCCCGGUUUCGUGACUUGGCACAGGUACCAUCUGCUGCAGCUGGAGAGAGACAUGCAGGAUAUGCUGCAAGACCCUUCCUUCGCCCUGCCUUACUGGAACUUUGCCAUCGGAGGAAGCACAUGUGACAUCUGCACAGAUGACCUGAUGGGAGCCAGGAGCAGUUUUGACAUGAAUUCCCUGAGUGCCAACUCCGUCUUCUCCCGGUGGAGGGUCGUCUGUGAGAGCGUGGAAGACUAUGACACGCUGGGAACUAUCUGUAACAGCACUGAGACGACUCCCAUCAGGAGGAACCCAGCAGGGAAUGUCAACAGGCCGAUGGUCCAGCGUCUCCCUGAGCCCCAGGAUGUGGCGGACUGUCUGCAGGUUAACACUUUUGACACACCGCCGUACUACUCCACCUCCUCCGAAAGCUUCAGAAACACAGUUGAAGGCUACAGUGCCCCCCAGGGGAACUAUGACCCUGUGGUUAGGAGCCUCCACAACCUGGCCCAUCUGUUCCUAAACGGGACAGGAGGACAGACCCACCUUUCACCCAAUGACCCCAUCUUCGUCCUGCUCCACACCUACACUGAUGCCAUCUUUGAUGAAUGGUUGAGGAGACACAGUCCAGGUUCAGCAGUGUAUCCAGAAGAAAAUGCCCCCAUUGGUCACAACAGGGGCUACAACAUGGUGCCCUUCUGGCCUCCAGUGACCAACGCUGAGAUGUUUGUGCCUGCCCCCGAAAAUCUCGGUUACUCCUAUGAAGCUGAAUGGCCAGGUCAACCUUUCACUCUGACUGAAAUCCUCACCAUUGCAAUAGUUGCUGCCCUGGUGGUGGUCGCAGUCAUUUUUGCUGCCACCACAUGUGCCGUGCGCGCCCGAUCGUACAAGAUGGAGGGCCACCAGCCUCUGCUCGGGGAUCAGUACCAGCGGUAUGACGAUGACAAAAGCCAAUCCGUAGUCUAAGAUCUGUGUUUGGACGUGAGCCUCACCUAUGUGCCUCUUCUCUUUACUUAUGCAAUGACACAGCUGUGCAGUUUUCCGAAGCCUGAAUCUGUUCUCGGCAGAAAAAACGUGUAGAUUUUUGAAACUGAUACUUGUUACUGCAUUCAUGUCCCUAUAUCAAAAAACCGGUAUAGUUUGUUUUUCUUUAAAAAUAGUGCAGAAGCAAACAAUUUACUUUUACAUUUCCCAUGUGGAUGUAAAUCACUCAUUGAACAUCUAUUUUUUUUAUCAUGGAAAGGUAAAGACACGUGCAGUAGUCUAUAAGGGUGUUACUUUUGCAAAAGGAGCAGAGGUUGUCCCUUAGCAGUUUUUUCAGAUUUCUGGGAAAUUUGAAAAUGGAAAAGGUGUUCGAAUAAAGUGAACAUGACCAAAUAAAGUGUUGGUGUAAUAGUCAUGCCACCGGCUGGUGAGCAACGAUGAUCCCGGUCAGGCUUUUGAAAUGUCAUGUAAGUAUCAGCAGCGUUAUCCGGACACGUGCCUGACGUCUCACUUUAAAGGUGAUCCGGUUUACCAGAAUGCCGGUUCUGAUAAGCGAUCCAGAAUGUUCUUUAACUUUGUAACUUUAUGAACAAGUGACAGAGAGGGAAAUAUCAGAGUAACGCAUGCAAUACGUUUAAGUCCACUUAAACAUCUACAACCUCUACUGUGUUUUUUAUAGACUAUAACACUUUCUGUGUUUAUUUGACUUCAGACGCAGUAGUUUAGUUUAGUUUAGUUUAGUUUAGUUUAGUUUAGUUGCUUAAUGACGACAUUAGUGAGGUGAUUGACAGUAAUAAGUGUGUAACAAUAAAACUGCACCUGUAAUAGAGCCACGGUGCCCACGAGGGGGUGCAAUAGUUAAAUCUCUGAAACUGCUUGUACAGUACUUAUUACGACAGAUGCGCUUUAUGGGUUUCUUUUAUUUUUUUUUUUAAAAAUGAUGUAUUGGGAUAAAUUGAUCCGCAAACCCUGAAUUUUUUGUCAAUAAUGAAUGAAGCUCUGAAAAGCGUGGCGGUGGGGAUUGAGAGGAAAUGUGGCAAACUGCAGAGUCAACAGGUUGUAACCCCGAGGCCUUUACUGAACUGUGUUCUCACAGGAUAUGCUUUUUUUU
This is a messenger RNA of Xiphias gladius (swordfish), 2695 nucleotides long. Its product is annotated as 5,6-dihydroxyindole-2-carboxylic acid oxidase-like. The record is from RefSeq and is a predicted model, not a curated record. Bases 1 to 1566 code for a protein of 521 amino acids. NCBI's taxonomy places the organism in Eukaryota, Metazoa, Chordata, Actinopteri, Istiophoriformes, Xiphiidae. The transcript has 7 exons. Gene Ontology annotation, cellular component: melanosome. Gene Ontology annotation, biological process: melanocyte differentiation; melanosome organization. Gene Ontology annotation, molecular function: oxidoreductase activity.